Zingiber officinale is the source of this 1430-nucleotide messenger RNA. RefSeq names its product probable auxin efflux carrier component 1d. Bases 109 to 1125 code for a protein of 338 amino acids. Gene Ontology annotation, cellular component: endoplasmic reticulum; plasma membrane. Gene Ontology annotation, molecular function: auxin efflux transmembrane transporter activity. Gene Ontology annotation, biological process: auxin export across the plasma membrane; auxin polar transport. NCBI's taxonomy places the organism in Eukaryota, Viridiplantae, Streptophyta, Magnoliopsida, Zingiberales, Zingiberaceae. The transcript has 4 exons. The record is from RefSeq and is a predicted model, not a curated record.
CUCUGGCUCCCACGGUGCCUCCGUCCAUAAUGCGUAUAUAUAAAUAGCCGAUGGAAGCUCCCGUUGCGUCGACGUACGAGGAAGAAGCUAAGAAGAAGAAGAAGAAGAAUGAUCUCUUGGUCCAAUCUUUACCGCGUGGCGGAGGCCAUGGUGCCCCUGUACGCCGCCAUGGCGCUCGGCUACGCCUCCGUCAAGGCCAAGGCCUUCACGGCGGAGCAGUGCGCCGGGAUCAACCACUUCGUCGCCGUCUUCGCCUGCCCGCUCCUCAUCUUCCGCAUGCUCGCCUCCAACGACCCCUACGCCAUGAACCUCCGCUUCCUCGCCGCCGACACCCUCCAGAAGCUGCUCGCGCUGGCCGGCAUCGCGGCCUGGGCCCGCCUCGCCCGGAGAGGCAACUCCCUCCCGUGGGCCGUCACCCUUUUCUCCCUCCUCACCCUCCCCAACACCGUCAUCAUGGGCGUGCCCGUGCUCAGGGGCAUGUACGGCGCCAUGUCGGAGACCUUGAUGGUGCAGAUCGUCGUCCUCCAGUUCGCCCUCUGGUACAUCGUCGUCGUGUUCUUGUUGGAGUACAACAAGGCGACGAACGCCGCCGCGGCGGACGUCGAAGCACAGAACAGCGCUGCUGCUGAUGCCGAUGCUUCGUCAUCGGAAACGGCGAGGGAGCCGCCGCCGGCGUCGCGGAUUCUGGCGACGGCGGCGAAGAAGAUUCUCAAGCUUCCCAACACGUACGGCAGUGUCCUAGGCUUCAUCUGGUCCCUCAUCGCCUUCAGAUUCAACAUCAGAUUGCCGGCGAUCAUCGACAACAAACCUCUGCGUCGGGACUUUCAUGGCUCGACGGAAAAGAUUCAUUUCGUGCGGAUACAAGCUCGCGCUCGGUGCCAUGGUCGCGAGGUUCGUGUUGGGCCCCGCCGCGAUGGUGGCGGCGUCUCUCGCCGUCGGGCUUCGCGGCGUGCUGCUGCGGGUGGGCAUCGUACAGGCAGCUCUUCCUCUUGCGGUGCUUUCGUUCGUUUACGCAGAAGAAUACAACGUUCAUCCAGACAUCAUGAGCACAGGGGUGAUUGUGGGCAUCUUCCUUUCGGUUCCGAUCACGCUGCUCUACUACGUUGUGUUAGACCUGUGAAUUAAGGGGAAAGUGAGCGUGGAAAUUAAAGCUCACCAUACAGCAAAUUAAGCAAACAGGCAUGAAUUCAUUUGCUGUGGCAGGGAAGACAGCAAUGCAUGCAGAGGCAGACCUUCCAGAAUAAGUUGUAGUAGAUGAAGCAGGCUGAUCUGUUUGCCAUCGGUAGAAAAUUUUAGAUUUAUUAACUUUUGAUUGGAGUGUGAUUGAGUGACAUUUAUAUAAAUUAACAUUUUGAUUUAUAAAAAAAGUAGAUCCGCUACCUUAGCGGCCCCCCUAGUGCCGGCCCCACGGAUAUGGAGGGAGGUUCAUA